Molecule: messenger RNA, 1014 nt
Organism: Naegleria fowleri
Lineage: Eukaryota; Heterolobosea; Eutetramitea; Acrasida; Naegleriidae
Exons: 2
Coding region: 1-1014 (337 amino acids)
Source: RefSeq, a predicted model, not a curated record
AUGUCAAAACGACGUCAACAACAAUACCACACAAAUUGUGAUCACAAUGAAGAGCACCAUCAUCCUCUUCAAAUUCAUGGACUUUCAGAACUUCCCCUUCACUCUCUCCAAAUUAUUUUCAAUCUUCCCAUCCUCACUUCCGUUUUCGGAAUUCAUGGCAUUGUUUUAUAUCCCUUCAUCUUAUUUGCUUUACCAAAGGAAAAUAUGUAUCAAGAACUCAUUCAACAUGAAUUUAUUCAUGCCCGACAAAUCAAACGAGAUGGGUUUUUCUACUUUUAUUUGAGAUAUGCGUUGGAAGUUGGAAAUGGAAUUUUACGGAAUUGUUAUUCAAUGUUGAGUACAAUGAUUAUUUCAUCAUCAUCAUCAUCAUGGUUUUCUAUAUUUGAUCAAAAAGAAGAAACAAUAACCACUAGUAAUAGUACUACUACUGAUCGAUCUAGAUCAACCAUCAUGAUACGGAAUAAGAUUAUUAUUGAGGAUAUUCAUCCUAAUGAGAAAAACGGAUGUUUGGGUUCAUUGAUCAAAGGCUUGAAUCGAAUCAUGACAAGAGUGAGUUAUGAAAAAGAAGCCUAUUCAUUGGAGCAUAUUGAGCUCUAUGAAUCGGAAAAGGCUUAUUUGAAGGAACAUUUUGAUGGAUUGAAUAUGGAUGAAUUGAUGAGUGAGAUGAAGUACUACUUUUCUACAAGUCUUUUGAAUCAAGUCGAAAAGAAGGACAUGAAGAGCACUGAAAAGAAGGACAUGAACACUGAUACCAACCCAAUGGACGCUGAAAAUCAAAACAAAACUCAAGAAAGAAUGAACAUUUUCUCCAAACAAAGUGAGAAAGACAAGAAAGCAAACAUUCCAGAAUCAGAGUUUCCCAUUGAGUCACCCAUUGAAAGAGAUGAAAUUCACGUCGAAAAGCUCAAUCAAAAUACGAUCAAUCAACUAAAGACCGAACAUGGAGGUGAAAAAAGUGCUCCAGGAGUUCAAAAAGGACGAGAAGGAAGUGAAGAACUCCAUGUCAAUCCAUAA